Messenger RNA from Oenanthe melanoleuca, 4553 nucleotides. It is a transcript of the gene HS3ST4, whose product is annotated as heparan sulfate-glucosamine 3-sulfotransferase 4. The record is from RefSeq and is a predicted model, not a curated record. The coding region runs from base 61 to 1323 and encodes 420 amino acids. The transcript has 2 exons. Gene Ontology annotation, molecular function: [heparan sulfate]-glucosamine 3-sulfotransferase activity. Lineage: Eukaryota; Metazoa; Chordata; Aves; Passeriformes; Muscicapidae.
GCGGCGGACAGACAGACACCAUGUGCGCCCGGUGCCCGGGGCGAGCAGCGGGGAGCAGCCAUGUCCCCCCCCGCCCCGCCGGGGCCGCCGGGCGGGCGCGGCGCUAAGGGGCCGCCGGCGCGGAAGCUGCUCUGCAUGUGCAGCCUGUCGCUGUGCCUCACCUACCUGUGCUACAGCCUGAUGGGGGGCACGGCUCCGGCCGCGCUGCGCUCCCCGGCCGCGCUGCCCGGCUCCGCCGCGCCGGCCACGGCGGCCCCGCGCUCCGCCGGCCCCCCGGGCAUUCCCCGAGCCCCGGCCAGCCCCGGCCCCCCCGGCAGCCCCCCCGGCAGCCCCCCGGCCCCCGGGCCCUCGGCCGCUCCGAACGGCAGCCGGGAGGCGGCGGCGGCCGCCUGGCUGCGGGCACGGCUGGCCCCCGGGGAGGCGAUCGCGGCGCAGAGCGCAGCCCUGGAGCGGGACCAGCAGGAGUCGAGCACCACGGACGAGGAGCUGAGCCGGGCCGGCGGCCGCGGCAGCACCACGCCGGACUACGGGGAGCAGCGGCUGCCGCAGGCGCUCAUCAUCGGCGUCAAGAAGGGGGGCACCCGGGCGCUGCUCGAGGCCAUCCGGGCGCACCCCGACGUGCGCGCCGUGGGCACCGAGCCCCACUUCUUCGACAGGAACUACGAGAAGGGGCUGGAGUGGUACAGGAAUGUGAUGCCCAGGACCCUGGAGGGGCAGAUCACCAUGGAGAAGACCCCCAGCUACUUCGUGACAGCCGAGGCGCCGCGGCGCAUCCACAGCAUGGCCAAGGACACCAAGCUGAUCGUGGUGGUGCGGGACCCCGUCACCAGGGCCAUCUCUGACUACACCCAGACCCUCUCCAAAAAGCCAGAGAUCCCCACCUUCGAGGUGCUGGCCUUCAAGAACCGGACCCUGGGGCUGAUCGACGCCUCGUGGAGCGCCAUCCGCAUCGGGCUGUACGCCCUGCACCUGGAGAACUGGCUGCAGUACUUCCCCCUGUCCCAGAUCCUGAUUGUCAGCGGGGAGAGGCUCAUCACAGACCCUGCAGGGGAGAUGGCCAAGGUCCAGGACUUCCUGGGCCUCAAGAGGAUUGUGACAGAGAAGCAUUUUUAUUUUAAUAAAACCAAGGGGUUUCCCUGUCUAAAGAAGCCAGAGGACAGCAGUGCUCCCCGCUGUCUGGGCAAGUCCAAGGGUCGAACUCACCCCAAAAUAGACCCAGACGUCAUCCACAGACUGAGGAAGUUUUACAAACCCUUCAAUGUCAUGUUUUACCAAAUGACAGGCCAGGAUUUCCAGUGGGAGCAGGAAGAAAGCGAUAAGUAGAACCACGAAAUCAGGAAAAAAUCUUUUUUGUUUUUGGGAUGUGCAUCAUCGUUUGAGACCCAAAACUCUCCUGGGCCAGCUGUGUGUGUUGUGGCUCUUGUGUUGUCAGGGCUGCAGCAGAAGUGGCCCCACGUGUCCAGUCUGGAGCUGUGCUGCUCUGUCACCUCGGGCUGUCCCCAGGUGACACGGGGUCAGGGGGAGCAGGGGGAGCAGGGCCUGGGGCACUCGGUGUCCAGGUGUCACUGUGUGUCCCCAGGCAGGCAGCACCAGACCUGCCACAGAGAGCUGGGGCUCCCAAAACCCAGCACCAGGACAAGCCCACAGAUGGGAUUUCUCCUGCCCUGCACUUUAGUUCUGCCCGAACAGCAGCAUCAGAUCUGGUCAAUCCAGGCCCUGUGCACUCACAGGCACUCUGGUCUUUGUGUGUGGAAGGAAUAAAGCCAGUUAUGCUGCACAGGAACUACGUACAGGAACUUCAUUUGCACCAAACCUUUCAAUUACUUCUUGCACUAAAACUAGAAUUUUCCAAGUGCCACCUGGCCUCAAUUCUCCUCUGAGUGAUGGGUGCACCUCCACUGUUGGGAGAGAGUUGUUCCUUCUCUGCUGAGAUCAGAGCUGGAAGCUCUGCCCCUGGAAGCUGAGGGAACAUUCCAGCUGCCCAGGAGUGAGCCAGGCUCCCUGCCAGCCAGGCUGCCCUGGCACAGCUGCCCGUGGCCCUGCAGCAGCUCUGGGCUGUGCUUCUCCUGCUUUGGAGCAGUGGCAGCCAGGGCUGGCUGCAGGGCUCUGGGACCCUGCCCUGCCUUUCCUUUGCACCUUGAAAUGAAUCCCUGCUGCUGGCUGGGACAGCUGGGCUGCAGAGCAGGGAACAGCCUUCAUCUCACUCCAGAAUUGCAAAGGAGCUGUUCAUUCCAGGCAAGCACUGCCCAAGCACAGAACCUGGGCUUUCUGCUGGAAAUGACCAAAUCUGCAAAUCCUGUAAGAGCUGUAGAAUAAACCCAUAUCCUCACUCGAUCCCCCAGUGUCACAGGAGCUGUUUGCUGGCCCAGCAGAAACAGGAGCAGCACUUUCCCACAGCUGCCCAGUUCCACCUCCCCUGCUCAGGAGCCCAGGCAGGGGCAGCCAAGGUGAAAUGCAGAGCUGCUGCAAGGGUCCCUCACAGGGAGAUGUCUCAGGCACUCAGACACUGCUGAGCUCUCUGGGCUGGGCUGCCUCCAGCUUGGGCUGCAGCCCUGAGACCCCUCCCGUGGGGCUGCAGGACCAGGGCUGGGCUCUGGCUGGGGCAAGGAGCUUUCCCCAUCUCCAGCUGGGUGCAAUCACUGCUGCAUUGCCUGGGGCCAGCUGAGCCUGCCCGGGGCCCCAGGGCCUGCUGUGGCUCACAGGCCAUGGAAUGGAGCCUUGGAUGGGUGAGGAGAGCUGAGGCCACCUGCAGCAUUUACUGCUGGGCACUGCCAGGUCCCUCGGGCAUCUCAGCAGCCUGGGCAGAUCUGAAACAGCUCCUGCCACUGCACAGUCCUCACAAACCCACCAAAUUACUACAGGAAUACUGGAAGUAUACCAGGAUGAUCCUAGAGUGUUUCAAAGUUAAUAAAAUGUCAGCACAGGUCCUACACCAAACCUGUUGUUGCAUAACUUGGUGCAAGAUGCUGGAUGGAGAAGCAGGGGCUCCAGGCCCAGGGUUCCCUCCAGGGGGAUGUCUGAGGGCUCUGCCCAUCUCCAGUGCUGCUCCCAGGGUGGUGCUGGGCUGGCAGCUGGGGCUGCUGGCUGUGGCUGCUGGCCCAGGGGCUCAGUCCUGGCUCCUGGCCCAGGGCUCAGCUCUGGCUCCUGGCCCAGGGGCUCAGUCCUGGCUCCUGGCCCAGGGCUCAGCUCUGGCUCCUGGCCCAGGGGCUCAGUCCUGGCUCCUGGCCCAGGGGCUCAGCUCUGGCUCCUGGCCCAGGGGCUCAGUCCUGGCUCCUGGCCCAGGGCUCAGCUCUGGCUCCUGGCCCAGGGGCUCAGUCCUGGCUCCUGGCCCAGGGCUCAGCUCUGGCUCCUGGCCCAGGGGCUCAGCUCUGGCUCCUGGCCCAGGGCUCAGCUCUGGCUCCUGGCCCAGGGGCUCAGCUCUGGCUCCUGGCCCAGGGCUCAGCUCUGGCUCCUGGCCCAGGGGCUCAUCUCUGGCUCCUGGCCCAAGGGCUCAGUCCUGGCUCCUGGCCCAGGGCUCAUGUCUGGCUCCUGGCCCAGGGGCUCAGCUCUGGCUCCUGGCCCAGGGGCUCAGCUCUGGCUCCUGGCCCAGGGGCUCAGUCCUGGCUCCUGGCCCAGGGCUCAGCUCUGGCUCCUGGCCCAGGGCUCAUGUCUGGCUCCUGGCCCAGGGGCUCAGCUCUGGCUCCUGGCCCAGGGCUCAGCUCUGGCUCCUGGCCCAGGGGCUCAGUCCUGGCUCCUGGCCCAGGGGCUCAGUCCUGGCUCCUGGCCCAGGGGCUCAGCUCUGGCUCCUGGCCCAGGGGCUCAGCUCUGGCUGCUGGCCCAGGGCUCAUGUCUGGCUCCUGGCUCUGGCUGUCUGGGACUCUGUGCCCCUCUGCCUGCCCCCUACACUCACUCCCGUUGUUUCUGCCAUAUGUUCAGAGUUUAUUUUUGAUACCAGAUGCCAUUGCCAGCUCAGCAGGAGCUGGGGCUGCCCGUGGGAGAGGAGACCCUGCAAGGACGCUCAGCCCUCAGCAGGGUGGGACAGGAGCCUCAGCCCCAGCCCUGUGCCCAGGGGCAGCUGUGGUGCUGCCAGCCCUGCAGAGCAAGGGGCAGGGACACCCAGGCACCCUGGGGCACGAGGGUUGGGCUGGGGUGCUGUUGUUUUGCUUUCUUCUUUGGAAAUGCCCCCAUGAAUGCCCCACUGCAGCUGGGGCUGGUUGGGGGGUGUUUUCUAUCUGGCCAGAGAGAGGCCUGCCAAAUGAGAGUCAGGUUAAUAACACUUUUUUAAAAAAACCUAUUCAAAUGUCAGCAUUAGAAUACACAGGAAAUUGAAUUUUGUAUUUGGUUUCAAUUAGCAAAGCAUAAAUUAUAUUUAAUUUUCUACACAGGCUGAGUGAUUCAUUGUUCUGGAAACGCUGGUACUCUGGUUCAGAGGCUGGAAAUGCAGAGUGGCUCUGUCUGAACCUUGCUGUCUGUCAGUGCCUCCAGUGCUGUGUCCGUCGGUGUCUGUACUGAGCCAUGUGUCCUGAGCUGAACCCUGCCCCCGGCACCCACAAUAAAUCAUUGUAGCAGCUGCA